Phycodurus eques (leafy seadragon) is the source of this 1743-nucleotide messenger RNA. Its product is annotated as solute carrier family 22 member 13-like. Gene Ontology annotation, cellular component: membrane. NCBI's taxonomy places the organism in Eukaryota, Metazoa, Chordata, Actinopteri, Syngnathiformes, Syngnathidae. Gene Ontology annotation, molecular function: transmembrane transporter activity. Gene Ontology annotation, biological process: transmembrane transport. The record is from RefSeq and is a predicted model, not a curated record.
AUGAACCUUGUGGAAUUCAAUCAGUUUAAGUUGAACUCCGAGCUUCACGUGUCGCGUUUUGAUCUCAUUACUUGGUUGAGUACGGUUCUCGAACUGCUCAACACGGCCACCUUCGGAGAUAGCCUCAAGGACAUUGGGGAAUUUGGAAUUUUCCAGAAGCUCAUCGUUUGCGCACUCGGCGUCCCGAAUAUUAUUUUAGGUUUUGAGUUUGCCUGCGUAUUUUUCAUCCAGUCUGACCCAGAGCGACACCGCAACACGGACUGGAUCCUCGAGGCAGACGCUAACCUGACGUCGGAUGAGCAGCUGAACUUGACCGUUCCCCGGGAGCGCGACGGUUCGUUCAGCAGGUGUCGCAUGUUUGCGCCGGUGGACUGGGACAUCGGAACCAUCAGGGGGGGGGGCGGAAUCAACGAGACCACGGCGUGCCGGAAUGGUUGGGUCUACUCCAGUUCCCUUUAUACUGCCACCAUAGUCACUGAUUUUGAUCUUGUAUGCGAGCGGGCUAAUUUACGGGAAGUGGCACAGACAGUGAUGAUGUCUGGCAUUUUGCUCGGUUGUCUCUUAUUUGGACCUUUUGGUGAAUCCUACGGUCGUAAACGAGCAGUUCCAAUUGCACUGGUCGUAGUCCUCAUUUUGACUGUCACCACAGCAUUGUCCCCCAACUACCCGCUGUAUCUGCUAUCCCAGUUUUUAAUGGGCCUCGGCUGUGGAGGUUUUCGGCGGAAUGGCAUUACUCUGGGAAAAACACUUGCAAAUAGUGGAAUCGGUGCAUCCAAUAGGUCGUGGGGAGCAUGCGCGACUCAAAUAUGUGGCGCAGUUGGACAGGCCAUCCUUGCUGGUCUGAUCUAUGUUGUCAGAGAAUGGAGAGUCGCUCAGCUCAUAACGGCAGCUCUGCUUUUAGCCAUUGCUAUUUCUAUAUGGUUCGUUCCAGAGUCAGCCAGGUGGUUGUUGGACAGAGGGAGGACAGAAGAGGCUAAAGAGUUGCUUUUUAAGGUGGCAGCUAUCAAUAAACGCAGAUUUUCAGACACUCUUCUGGAAAAGGUGCGCUUGACCGCCACAAUUCGAUUAUGCAAUUAUCAUUGCAUUUUAAUACUUAUCCAAUCAUCUGUGCUUCGGAAGUAUUUCUUGGCCAUAUUAUUUACAUGGUUCUCAUUGAACGUUGCAUUAUACUGCAUUUCAUUCAACGUGGGGAAUUUUGGCUCGGACAUAUUCCUGACACAGUUUAUAUUUGGACUGACUGAAAUACCGGCUCAUCUGCUGUGCAUCUGGCAGUUGGAAGCACUGGGGAGAAGAAUAUCUUUCAUCUCAACACUUCUAAUUGGGGGUUCCGUGUGUAUGUUGAUGCUCAUAUUUAAACAAGGAAAUCCUGUUGCUUUUACGGCACUGGCCACCUCUGGACGUUUUGUAAUAAACUGGGCUUCAACCAUAUGUAACGUUUAUGUUCAAGAGUUAUUCCCAACAUCUUGUCGACCAACAGCCUCCGGUUUGGGGUCCGUUGCAAGUCGGGCAGGCGGUCUUAUCGCUCCGGUGGUCAACAUGUUGGCUACGUACCACUGGUCCAUACCCAUCAUAAGCUUCAGUGGCCUCACACUGGUCAGUGGUAGUCUCUGCUUCCUUCUUCCUGAGACACGAGGAAUCGAGCUGCCAGAUUCAAUUGAUGAGGCUGAAAGCAUCAGGAACAAGAAGACAACCAACAAAGAGAAUAACUCAAAUAUUAUACAAAUGAAAUCUAGUAAACUGUAA